Molecule: messenger RNA, 6210 nt
Organism: Patella vulgata (common limpet)
Lineage: Eukaryota; Metazoa; Mollusca; Gastropoda; Patellidae
Product: serine/threonine-protein kinase greatwall
Exons: 2
Coding region: 111-2768 (885 amino acids)
Biological process (GO): peptidyl-serine phosphorylation; intracellular signal transduction
Cellular component (GO): nucleus
Molecular function (GO): ATP binding; protein serine/threonine kinase activity
Source: RefSeq, a predicted model, not a curated record
CUACACUGGCGGUUGUUCCAAAUCUACGAGUUCGCAAUAAAAACAUCAACAACAGUGCCCAGAGACAGAAUGCGAGUCAGUAAAAUUAUAAACGCCAUGUUUCAGACAGUAUGAGUGGGUUUAAAGAAAAAUCAAAUCUUAACGAUGAAGCUGACGAAGAUGAAAAUGGUUCAGCGCUAUCCACAAAUCAUUUACCCUCGAUACACGAUUUUGUUUUUCUAAAGCCGAUAAGUCGCGGAGCUUUUGGUAAAGUUUAUCUUGGAUGUAAAAAGAAUGUACCCGAGAAGAUCUACGCCAUAAAAACUAUGAAAAAAUGUGAUUUACUGAAAAAAAACCUGAUUAAACAAGUUACAACUGAGCGAGAUGCCCUGGCCUGCGCCCAAAGUCCUUUUGUUGUCGAUUUAUUCUAUUCCUUACAAUCUGAGCAGAAUAUCUACCUUAUAAUGGAGUAUAUGAUUGGAGGAGAUGUGAAGAGUUUGUUGACCAUAUAUGGUUAUUUUGAUGAAGACAUGGCUAAAAGGUAUAUCGCGGAAGUAACAUUAGCGUUAGAGUAUCUUAAUAAUCUUGGUAUAGUGCAUCGCGAUUUAAAACCAGACAAUAUGUUGAUAUCAUGUCAAGGUCAUAUUAAACUGACUGAUUUUGGGCUUUCGAAAAUAAAUAUCGACGUUGUUCCCACAUUAAAUAAUCUGAAACAAUCGGGAGUUAACUAUCACCGAACACCGGGACAGAUCAUGUCGCUGAAGUCAUCGUUAGCGUUUACUGUCACGGCCAGCAUGAGGAAGAGAAGUCGUCCAUCUGUCUCCAGUCCGGUCGUCGUUAAAUCGAAACGCAGUUGUCAGUCACCUGUAGCAGAAGCACUAUUUAACUCUCCAUUGUUGAAGACAAAAAAGGCAAUGUCACCUUUUGCCGUUCAAACAAGCAGAAGUAAUUCGCCCAUUGUGAAUAUGACUCCGCCCAUUCAAAGUUUAACUCCUACGUUGGAAGAUUCCCUGAACUGGACGACAGACAGUGACGCCAGUUAUAUGACGGCUCAUAAUUUCUCAGUUUGCAAUCCGAAUACAUCAGGAACAGGACCCAACUUACAUCAGUCGUCGGGCCCAAAAGAAACAAAAACAACAGAUUCCCAUUGCGACAAAGACAAAGUAAAUGAUUCUCAAAAUGUUGCGAAAGAGAUUUUAGUUGGAAAGGAGCCGUCAGUGCUGAAUUCAUCCACAACAACACAGCAGACGGUAAAAUCAACGACUCUUUCUUCCAGCCAAGAUAGUUCCAAAGAUGACACUCCGCAACUACGUCUUUCAAACGAAUCGGUGUGGAAUUCAUACGCAGCUAGAAAUUUACGGAGCAUGAGGGAAGGUUCAUAUUCGGAAGAUUCUGGUGAAGAAACCGGAAAAGUUCUCGACCUAGGUUCUCCAUUGUUUCGACCAAAACCCGGAAAAUACAACAUUGGAAAAUAUCCGCCAAAUCCUCUGGUGUCGGAGAGUUAUGCAAGUUCGUCCGGUAAAAGCAGUUUAUAUGGAUACCAUUCCGAUGACGAAAUGGACAUAAGCUCAAGCAAACUCUCAACUUCGAGAAGAAAACGGGGCUUCGAUUGUUUAAAUGAAAAUAAAUCGAAAGGAAUCGGGAAUAUGAAAACGGGACUGACAAGUGAUUUUUCUGUUUUUAACAUAGUUUCUGAUAUACAGAAUAAUAAAAGACAAAGACUGGACCCGGAUUAUACAUCGAAUAAAAACGAUUCUGAACUGUAUGCAGCAGACAUUUCGUGUGAUAUCUCGAUGAACGAUGGAAUGGCGCGAUGUCGCGAAUGUAACAAUACAUCAAGCGAAGAUCUGUCCGCGUUAGAAACAUCGGCUGAAAGUUUUUUCAGUUCGCGAUCGCGACAUCAAAGCGAACUGAGUGUUCGGAGUUCGUUUGGUGGUAAUUCUACCAUGUUUCUCUCGCCGUUUAAUGAAAGUCACGAGUUGUCGAACCAUCCUUCGAUACAAGUUCAAGCUAAUUCCGAUACAAAGACAUACGAUAGAAUUCUGGAUAAUAGACUGAAACAGUGUCAUUUCAAAUCGGAUUUGUUAUUUAAAUCUCCGCUACCGCAGCAGGUGAACGGAAAACAGAGGCAUGCGUGUACUUGUCAGUCAGGAGGAGAUAAUCUCAAGGUACCGAAUUCAGGUAAUCCAGACGUUUCCAUGAUGACACCAGAUAAUUCCAGUAAAACACAAUCGCAACCACGAACCCCUGCAAGUACGAUUAAAACCCCUUUCAAAACUCCCUUUAAAAAUCAACUUAAAACCCCGUUCCGAACUCCUAAAAGUGUUCGCAGGGGACCGCAGCAACAAGAAGAAGAAAGAAUUCUGGGAACUCCCGAUUAUCUGGCCCCAGAAAUACUGAUGCAGAAACCUCAUGGUUGCGGUGUUGAUUGGUGGGCAUUAGGCGUUUGUUUGUAUGAAUUCUUAACAGGUAUACCGCCAUUUAACGACCAGACGCCAGACUUAGUCUUUCAGAAUAUUUUAAACCGAGAUAUACCAUGGCCAGUAGAGGAAGAAUCAUUAAGUGACGCAGCAAAGAUGGCCAUUGAUGAACUAUUAACUAUUGAUGCUAAUAAGCGUCCACAAGCUAAAGAGGUGAAGGCCAUGACCUUAUUCGCUGAUCUUGAUUGGGAUCAAAUAUUGGAAGCGGAACCUCCGUUUGUUCCGGAGCCUGACGAUGAGUUAGAUACAACAUAUUUUGAUGCCAGAAAUCGCGUUCAACAGCUAAUUGUUUCGGCAGUAGAUUUGUAAUAUUUACAAGAUAUCCAAAAUAUGUCUUAUAUCACAUAGGCAUACCAUACAGAUCCAGCUAAGACUAAGCUUGGACAUACACAAGCCUGGACAUAAUGUAGGCCACCUGUCACAUCAGUCACAAAUUUGUGCUAGCUAUUAUCAGUGACAGGUGCCUUACAAGUAUAGGCCUAUUACCAGGUUUUGAUAAAUAUUGAAAGUAGGAUAUUUUACUUAUUUAUUUUAUCGUAUAGCUAGUAGCUACACAAGAAUAUUACAAAAUCAAAUAUCUGUAACUCAUGAAUGUGAUAAAUAUUGUAUAAUCUAAGCUUCGAUAUUACUAAGUUAUAUACAAUGUACAGUUCAGACGUUUAUUUUUGAACCAGUUCAAAAUCGCCGGAGUUUAAAAGACAGAGUCUUGUAGCAUUCACACAUACUACAUGUAUAAGCCAAACCAGUUUAACUAUUCUGACCUCUUCGGUCAGAGGUUAGAGUUAACUAUGCAUGGGUACAUGUAUCUUCAUAUUCUUGAUUCGGUUCUUGCAUGCAUUCGAUAACACUACAUUGGAUUGCCAUUUUCCAAGGAUUGCAACUUACCGAGCUGGAGCCGGGAUUUUUAAGCCAACCUGUUCAAACGGCCAAGAUGAACCAGUUUAAAAUAAAAAAGCCUUCUCGAAGUCAGGUCGCAAGCCAGGGUUUUUAAACUGGUUUAUUUGCCCCACAUUGUGUUCAGACGACAAAGUUAAACUGGUGUAACGAUCCCCGUUUUUUUUUUUUUAACCAGUUCAAAUUUUAAAGUGUCUGAACGGAAUAUAAGAAGAUGUUACGCAUCAACACAAGAAUAUAACUAAGGUCAGAUAUCGUGUGAUAAAUAUCAUAUAAUCUAAGCUUUGAUCAAGCCUGGAAAUAAGGCACCUGUCACAGACAAUGCCAAGCACAGAUUCAGGCUUUGUCAGACACAAAACCUCUGGUGCCUGCCUUUUUCUCCGGCACAGAUUUGUCUUUUUUUAUUGAUAUUAUUAAUACAUGUCCGACACUAAGUUGAAAAUGUCAGGUACUAUUUCAUUAGUGCCUGAUAUUUUGUCAGGAACAUCUGAAAUCGUUAUUUCCAGACCUGGCUUUGAUAUACAUAUAUAUAUAUUAAGGUGGUAUGUAUUAUAUAUUGUUAUUGGAAAUGGAAUAGGUAUAUUUACGCAUACGGUAGUCAAAUUCUAAACAUAUCUUGUGAUAAACAUGCCCAGUUGAUAUACAUGGUAAUGGUUAUUGGAAGAAAGAUAUUCUAACGCAUAGCUACGCUAGAAUAUAUUAAUAAGUCAAAUAUCUAUAUGUGAUAAAUAUUGUAUAAAUAUAUUUAAUAGCAUAAUAAUUUAUAUGGAAAGGGGACAAUAGUAGUUCAGGCCAAUCCAAUCUUAUUUUCUAUUCUUUAGGAAUUUUUUUAUUCCAAAAGUAAAAAUUUGGAGCUGAAAGCUUUGCAAAGAGCUACAUGUGCCAAGUAAGCCUAUUUUUUGUUUAGAAAUAAAAAAUUACCAAGAAAUGGUAUCUAACAUUUUGAUAGGUGUUCCGAAUCCUGAAGAACUAAUAUUUGGUUUGGCCUAGGCUGUGAUAUAUCAAUGUACCAUAAAUAUAAUAACUUUAUUUUGUCAUGUGAUAAUAUUCUAUAGCAUAGAAAAAUGUACAUGUAUACUCAAAUGUUAAUCAAGAAAUUAAAGACAAAUUGUUCACAUUUAUUUCAAAAGUUAAAAAUAUUUGAUUGUUUAAAGAUACAUUAUGCAAGAGCAAAAUCGGCCUAUUGUAGGUCUUUCUUUAGGCCUGAAAUGGUAUAAAAACUAUUAAUUAGACAUUAAUUAACUUAUCCAGACCAUAAUCAGCUCUCGAUGUCAAGGUUUGCCUGCGAUAUUUGUUGGAUUACAGUCCGAUUUGCUGCAAAACUUUCCUUCGUGAUUAACGAUUAAAUGGAUAAUCAAGACUAUUAGUUUUGUCUUAUUGACUUCAGUAAUGAUGAUCGAGGCUAAGCGGAACUUUCAUCCGCUUAGUUCUCGGUUCAUAGUGGAUCAAUUUGACUGAAAUUUUCAGCAAGUUGCCUUUACAUUAUGUAGUUUUUAACUAUUAUAGUGAGAACUGCCAACUCGUUAUCUAAUCUCCCAUAAUGCAUGUUUAAGUGGCAUUGUUGAAUGAGCAUAAGCUUGAUAAAGGCGAGAGAAUCAUCGUCGAAACGUCGCUGAAAUGAACCCUUUCAGUAACUUGUAUUCCAUAUAAUUGUGUCAUGUGUUAUUAAAAAUAUUGUACUGUUUUUUUAAAGAUGUGAAAUGAAAUGAGGUUUUAGAAACGUCCUACUUUUCGGCACUGACUGGGCUAAUGAAGAUGGGCAGGCACCAUGCAGUGUGCCAUGGGGGAAAUUUUGCCCAGACAGCAUCGCUACUCAUACAUAUCAAAUUCCAACUGUCAAGGGUUCUUUUACGUGCACGCCAAUGUGUACCGAGGAUCUCGGUUUUUCCUCCCAUCCAAACAACUACUGUAUUAAUGUAAAGAUGGUUAUUUUAUGAUUAAGAACUAGCAGGAUGCCCGGCUUCGCUCGGGGGUCAUAACUCCGAAACCGGAAGUGGUAGACUAACGCCACCUGGCCUAUGUUACUCCCCGGUCCGAGCUACCCCUAUUCCCCAAAUUUCAGACUCGGGGCAGACCUAGUGUAGCCGCCAACCCCAGACAGACAGACAAACAGACGGACAAACGACAGUCACAAAUAUUAGUAUAGAUAGAUAGAUGUGAUAGUUUUAGCCGAUUAAAAAACCUCUCGUGAAUGAUGGGCUAAGUUGUAGGAUAAAGAUAACCUAAGGAUUAUUACUGUAUCUGUCUAAGGUGGCUAAGACGCUGGCUCGCUAGCCUGGAGGUCGCAUGUUUGAUCCCUGCAUUGGCCGAGAAAGUUCAUUGGGAUUUUCCGACGCGUUCCCUUGUCAGUGUUGCAGGACAGCUGUCUAGUCGAUUGGAUGGGACAAAAAAAACGAGUGUAGUGUAUGCAAUUGCGUACAUGCACAUGUAAAAGAUCCCUUGGCAGAUGGAAUUUGAUAUAUAAGAGUAGGCCAUAGUGCCGCGGCCUGGUGCCUCAUAGCACACUGUAUGGAGUAUGCCUGUCUUUAUUAGUCCAGUCCGAGCAGAACAGUAGGAUGUUAAACCCCAUUUCAUUUCAUUUUUUUAUCUAAUUGGUCGUAAGUUAAGUUUGAAAUGAUUGAUUUGAAUAAUGUUUGGAACAUAAUGGUAAUUUGGUUAAAUUAUUAAUAAAUACUCUUGAUUGUUUAUCAUCUUAGAGAUGCAUAAAACAAGAGAUAAAUCUGACAAUUGUGGGUCAUUUUAGACGUUUAUUCACAUGAGAAGCGUAUAUAAUGAACUCUCUCGAGAUGUAAAUGGAUUUGAACACCAGUGAAAAAUUUAAGGAUAAAAUGAAUAAUCGAAACAUACUCUCCAUUGU